Molecule: messenger RNA, 1346 nt
Organism: Carya illinoinensis
Lineage: Eukaryota; Viridiplantae; Streptophyta; Magnoliopsida; Fagales; Juglandaceae
Product: zinc transporter 6, chloroplastic
Exons: 2
Coding region: 155-1162 (335 amino acids)
Biological process (GO): zinc ion transmembrane transport
Cellular component (GO): plasma membrane
Molecular function (GO): zinc ion transmembrane transporter activity
Source: RefSeq, a predicted model, not a curated record
CCAUAUUGGACUCCACCACCGCACAAUCCUCUCGCUCUCUCUCUCUCUCUCUAUCUCAGUUUUUCGCUCUCGCAACAAAGUCCACAAAGUCACCCCGUACUCGGCUCUAUCUGUCUCUGAAUCUGUUUGUAAUCCGAGUUCAAUUGUAUACGCCAUGGCCGCGUGCGUGUUGGACACGGCUCGAGCCCUGGCGUGCCGGGACGGUAAGGCGGCGGCGCACCUGAAGUUCAUCUCCAUCUGGGUAAUCUUCUUUACUAGCGUCUUAGGCAUAUCUUCGCCUGUGCUCCUCGCCCGCUUCUUCCAGGGAAAACCCCUCUACGACAAGGCCGUCUUCUUGAUCAAGUGCUUCGCCGCCGGAGUUAUCCUCUCCACAUCCCUCGUCCACGUACUCCCCGACGCCUUCACCGCCAUGUCUGACUGCCAGGUCGCCUCCCAUCACCCAUGGAAGGACUUCCCCUUCUCGGGCCUGGUCACCAUGGUAGGUGCGCUGCUCGCUCUUCUCGUUGACAUCACGGCCAGCUCGCACGUGGAGCAAAGCCACAGCCAUGCGGAUCACUACUCGCCGGUGCCGGCUCUGACGCAGGAGGAGCUUAUGGAGAGAAAAAAAUCGGGGGAAUCGAGGUGCGAGUCGGGAACGAGCGAGGAGGAGCGGGUGGCGGCAGAGCUGGUGAGGCAGAAGCAGAGGCUGGUGUCGCAGGUGCUGGAGAUAGGGAUAAUAUUCCACUCGGUGAUAAUCGGAGUGACGAUGGGGAUGUCUCAGAACAAGUGCACCAUCAGGCCUCUGGUGGCUGCUCUUGCUUUCCACCAGAUCUUUGAAGGCAUGGGUCUCGGAGGCUGCAUUGCUCAGGCGGGUUUUGGGUUUGGAACGACGGCAUACAUGUGCUUCAUGUUCUCAGUGACAACGCCGAUGGGGAUAGUGAUGGGAAUGAUUGUAUUCUCGGUGACAGGUUAUGAUGACAGUAGCACAAAUGCCUUGAUAAUGGAGGGAUUGUUGGGGUCAUUCUCUUCAGGAAUACUAAUAUACAUGGCUCUCGUGGAUCUCAUUGCCGUAGAUUUCUUCCACAACAAGAUGAUGAGUUCCAUUCCAUGGUUGAAAAAGGCUUCCUACAUUGCCUUAACCCUCGGCUCUACUGCAAUGUCUAUCCUUGCCCUUUGGGCUUAAACCCUUUAAUCGAGGGUUUUGGUUGUUCAUUUUAGGAAUAAACGUUGAAAAUUUCUGCUGGGUUGGUUCCAUUACAUGAAAUGUACAUCUUAAUCAAAAUUGGGGGAAGCAUGUUUGUGAGGGAAAAAUGUUUUAGUUAUAAAGAGAUUACGUAAAAAUAAAUCUAUAAAUAGACCUUAUUUGA